Messenger RNA from Pocillopora meandrina, 817 nucleotides. Lineage: Eukaryota; Metazoa; Cnidaria; Anthozoa; Scleractinia; Pocilloporidae. The record is from the annotation of a GenBank genome assembly.
AUGGUUUUGACUUGUCGCUUUCCAGUUCUGCUAACGCUGUGCCAAAUGUUUUCCGGACUAAUCGCACAGCACUGCAGUCGUCAAGUUUCCGUGUAUGAAAUGAUGCUUCAACGACACAUCUUCAAGAUACUCAUAGUCGAGACCUCUAACACACUUGAGUGUCUUACGGCCUGUAACGACGAGAAGAGAUGUCAAAGCUUCAACUUCGUCGUUUCCAAGAACAUCUGUGAGAUGAAUAACCGCACUAAGGAAGCCAGACCUGAAGACUUCGUCCUUGACUCUGAUCGGUAUUAUUAUGGAAGAGUUAGAAACAGAGGUUUGUUAUUAGUAGGAGAAAGAGAGAAAGUAAAACAUUUCGAGGGAGAGAUGCUGACCUUUCUGCUAUAGCUGAAAGCAAGCGUUGGACAAUGUUUUUUAUCAUUAUUUGUACCCUCGAACAGAAAGUAAGCAACGGAAAUGUUUUAUUGAUUAUCAUUAUCUAGUUAUUUAAAAAUUUCUUAUACAUUUAUUUAUUUAUUUAUCUGUUUCUCUAUUUGUUUGUAUUUUCUUAUCAAAAUCCUUUACGUUUUUCUUCGUUUAAGAUCUGUGAGUCAUCCGCAACUGUCAGUUUCUUUUUUCAGAAAAGUUACUGUAAACAUAUUCUUGUCAUCGUUCAGUUCCACUGGGAUCCAUUCCCGAGCUUCCUGCUGAAUCGUGUAAAGAAAUUAAGGCCAGUGAAGGAGAACAAGCGGUCAGCGGCAACUACUGGUUUAAAUCAAAUCUACCUAAAUAUGCCGUUUUGGUUCACUGCGAUAUGAAAACGGAAGGUAAAGCAUAA